AUGUUAUGUAGAGGUGUCGCUGCUUGGAGCAAUUUACACUGCAGCAGGCCUUUUGCAAUAAUCUUCCUCCAGGAAUCUACAUUACCUCUGAAAGAUGACAAGAGAAAAUCGGUAGCGGAAGUACAAGGUAAAUUGCAAGACAAAGUGCGUUCACUGUUUCGCAGGGGCGUUGUCGAACCGAAUAACCUUAGUUAUCCGAAUAAAUAUAUGAGACCUGAUUUUGAUCCUCAGGCAGAACUCAAGGAUAUUGUCAUGGAAAUGCCUAGCUUUUUGUGGAACAGUUCUGUGGAAGUAAUUAAAGAAAUAAAAGGUAAUUUUGGAAUCUACAAGCCAAAUAUCCUUGAAGAUUUGGGCAAUCUCCGACAUGGCCAGUUUCGAAAGGAUAUCUUGUUCAAAACGCCAGAGUCAUUUAAAUUUUGGCGGUGUGGCGCUGAUUCGGAUAGUAAUGAAGGAUUUUCAAAAUGUGAAUUUAUACCUACCGACCGGAAAACGGCAUUAUUCAGAGGUACAUUAAGCACAGAGCUAAUAAAGGAUGGACGAAUUGAACGGGCAGGAUGGGCAGCUAUUAAAUUCGAAGAAAGGGGACCCUUUUUCAAAAAAAAAUAUUUCAGUAAAUGGUCAAAUUAUUCUCAUUUCCUUAUAAAGUGCCGUGGUGAUGGGCGUACCUAUAAAAUUUCUUUGAAUUCACCGCUUUUGUUUGAUAUUAGCUGGGGUGAUGCUCACAGUUAUUAUUUGCAUACUCAUGGAGGGCCCUAUUGGCAGUACGAAACAAUUCCCUUCUCGAAGUUUAUCCAUACUGUACGCAAUCGAAUCAUGGAUAAGCAAUAUCCAAUAAAAAAUAUUAAUGUCAGCUCAUUAAUUAUAAUGUUGAUGGAUAGAAUUGAUGGAGAUUUUUCGCUUGAAAUUGAUUACAUUGGUGUGGUACAUGAUAGGAGUCAUCUAGAGGAACAUUCUUAUGAAGCUUAUCAAUUGCCGAUAUUAUUCACUGAAGGCACAUAG
Messenger RNA from Cercopithifilaria johnstoni, 999 nucleotides. The record is from the annotation of a GenBank genome assembly. Lineage: Eukaryota; Metazoa; Nematoda; Chromadorea; Rhabditida; Onchocercidae.